Closterium sp. Naga37s-1 is the source of this 1848-nucleotide messenger RNA. The record is from the annotation of a GenBank genome assembly. Lineage: Eukaryota; Viridiplantae; Streptophyta; Zygnematophyceae; Desmidiales; Closteriaceae.
AUGAGUGUGCAAACAGCUACGCAAGCAGAGGCUCGAGUGAAUGUGGCGCUGUGUAGUGCAUGCAAUAGAAGUCACCACAGAGAUGUAGUGUGCGAGCCUAGGAGGCAACAUUGUGAACAUGAACGACCUCAAAAUGGGGAGGGGGUGAUGGACGGCAACGAGACUCACGCGGCAGAUGGUCAGAAUGGAGAUGUUGAAGUAUCAGAUGAGGAGGAGGACGGCAGUUCAGAGUCAGAGGGGGAGAGAGAAGAGCAGCCAAUGGAUGCGGGUGCUGGUGUCCAACAGGCUGUCCCAUCAGUACUCCGUGAAGUAUUUGGGGAGGCAUUUAACGGACGUAAUCAUUCAGGAAACAAUGGAAACAUGCGCUCGGGGGGUGUGGGAUUAUCAAAUCCAACAGCAGCAGAGAGUGGGGAAUUGGGGGAGAUGGGAGGAGCAUCCGAGAGUGGAGGAUUGGACGAGCGGGGAGGAGCAGGCGACAGCGGGGCGGGGAGGGGAGGAGAAGAGAGCGGGGCAGGGAGGGGAGGAGCAGCCGAGAACGAGGCGGGUAGGGGAGGAGCAGCAGGGAGCGCGGCGGGGAGGGGAGGAGCAGCAGGGAGCGAGGCAGAGAGGGGAGGAGCAGUCGAGAAUGGGGUAGGGAGGGGAGGAGCAGCAGGGAGCGAGGCAGAGAGGGGAGGAGCAGUUGAGAAUGGGGUAGGGAGGGGAGGAGCAGCAGGGAGCGAGGCGGGGAGGGGAGGAGCAGUCGAGAGUGGGUUAGAGAGGGGAGGAGCAGCAGGGAGCGGGGCGGGUAGGAGAGGAGCAGCAGGGAUCGAGGCAGGGAUGGGAGGAGCAUCAGCAGGGACAGGGAGGGGAGGAGCAGCAGGGAGCGAGGUGGGGAGGGGAGGAGCAGCCGAGAGUGGGGUAGGGAGGGGAGGAGCAGCAGGGAGCGGGGUGGGUAGGGGAGGAUCAGCAGGGAUCGGGGCAGGGAGGGUAGGAGCAGGGAGCGGGGCCGGGAGGGGAGGAGCAGCAGCGAGUGGGGCGGGGAGGGGAGGAGCAGAAAGCGGGGAUGGGAGGGGAGGAGCAGCAGUGAGUGGGGCGGGGAGGGGAGGAGCAGCAGGGAGCGGGGCGGGUAGGAGAGGAGUAGCAGGGAGUGGGGAAGGGAGGGGAGGAGCAGAGAGCGGGGCCGGGAGGGGAGGAGCAGCAGCGAGUGGGGCGGGGAGGGGAGGAGCAGAAAGCGGGGAUGGGAGGGGAGGAGCAGCAGUGAGUGGGGCGGGGAGGAGAGGAGUAGCAGGGAGUGGGGAAGGGAGGGGAGGAGCAGUGAGAGGGGCGAGGAGGGCAGGGGCAUCAGGGAGCAGGACGGGGAGGGCAGCGGCAGGGAGCGGGGCAGGGAGGGGAGAGACAGCCGAUAGUGGGGUAGGGAGGGGAGCAGCAGGGAGCGGGGGCGGGGAGGGGAGGUGCAGGAUGGAGUGGUGGAGUUGCGGGGAGGAAGAGGAGGAGGAGGAAGAGGAGGAGGGGAAAGUUGAGGGGAAGGAGAAGGGGAAGGAGAAGGGGGAAGAGAAGGGGAAGGAGAAAGGGAUGGGGAAGGGGAAGGGGAAGGAGAAGGGGAAGGAGAAAAGGAAGGAGAGGGCAUGGAAUUUGAAUAACAAACGAUCACUAAAACAGAAAGGGAAGGAGAAGGGGAAUGAGAAGGGGAAGGAGAAUGGGAAGGAGAAGGGAAGGAGAAGGCGAAGGAUAAGGGUAAGGGAAAGGGGGAAGGAGAAGGGGGAGGAGAAGGGAAAGGAUAAGGGGAAGGAGAAGGGGAAGGAGAAGGGGAAGGAGAAGGGGAUGGAGAAAGGGAAGGGGAAGGGGAAGCGGAAGGAGAAGGGGGAGUAG